CAAGUCCUAUGGCCUAUGCAAGUAUAGCAUCCCUUAUAAGAACAAUGGAACUGCUGUUGACGUCCGAUUCACCAAUGUUAUCCCUUACUUUUGACCACAGAGAAGAAAUCAUAGAGCUUCAUAAAAAAGUCAGUUCUAUAGAAGCAUUUCUCAAGAACUCUGAGAAACAAAUCAGUGAUUAUAGGGCAAUGACAGAGCUGGAAGCGCGGAUAAAGGGAUUUGCAAAUGUCGCAGAAGACAAAAUUGAAUAUGGACUAAGAGAAGCUAUGAUAGCAGAGGAUGAAAUGCAGAGAGGAAAAGCACAUGAGGAACUUCGUGAGAGCUUGCAACGAGUAGCAAAGGACAUUGACCGUGUUCAAAAAGAGUCGAAAAAGAUUCAACAUCAUAAAGGUAGCCAAGCAUCGACGUUGUCCCUGUUACGAGAUACAAGUAGCUCAGAAAAAUUACCUAAUCUGGAAGUUUCGAACAAUAUGGUGGGACGUGACAAGGAAAAGAAAAGGAUGCUUGAAGAACUCAGACGAGUCUCUAAAGAUGAACUAAAAGUCAUCCCAAUUGUUGGGAUGGGUGGCAUUGGUAAGACAACUUUAGCAAAACAAGUCUUCAACCAUCCUUCGAUUAAGUCUCGUUUUGAUGUUCGUGCUUGGGCUACUAUAUCUAAAGAAUACAAUGUGAAAGAAAUCCUGCUAAGUCUUCUUCAGUCGAUAAUCAAUAUCGAUGACAAAGUCUACAGCAGAGAUGAGGAUGAGCUAGCAGACCUACUACAGAAAAAAUUGAAAUGUAGGAGGUAUCUUAUUGUCAUAGAUGACAUAUGGAGCAAUAAAGCAUGGGAUGACACAAAACAAUGUUUUCCAAUUGAUAAUAAUGGAAGUCGAAUAUUGUUGACUACCCGUCAUACUGAGGUAGCUAUUUAUGCUAGAUCAAGUAAUCUUCUUUUAAAGAUGAAUCUCAUGAAUUCAGAUGAGAGUUGGAACCUUUUUAAGAGCAAGGCGUUUGUAAAUGAAAGCUUCCCGCCUGAACUACAGACCAUAGGUGAGAAAAUUGCAAGCAAAUGUCAAGGGUUACCACUAACGAUUGUCGUGGUUGCUGGUCUUCUCUCCAAAUCAAAGAGAACAAAAGAAGAAUGGGAGAAUGUUGCUGAGAAUAUUAAGUCGUUUGUAACGAAAGAUCCUGAUGAACAAUGUCUACAUGUGCUCGGAUUGAGUUACAACUACUUGCCUAAUGACUUAAAAGCAUGCCUUCUGUAUUUUGGAAUAUUUCCAGAAGACAGUGAAAUUUCAGUGAAGAGAUUGGUGAGAUUAUGGAUUGCUGAGGGAUUCUUGAAGCUGGAGGGUGACUUGGAAGAAGAGGCUAAAAACCGUUUGCAGGAUCUCGUGGAUAGAUGUCUAGUUUUAGUUAGCAAAAGAAGUGCAGAUGGAAGAAAAAUAAAGACAUGUAGGAUUCAUGAUCUGGUCCAUGAGUUAUGCUUGAGAGAAGCACAAAGCCAAAACUUUUUGUUUAUCAGAAAUGAUAAAACAGAAUCCGUUCCUCGUGUGGGAUGUCAAUGGAUUAGCAUACAGAAAAGUCAACAAACUGAUGUUGAGUUUCAGGAUGAGCAUUGGUUUAGGUCCCUUACACAUAAACUUUGCUGGUUGAUUAGGACGCCUACCGAUGAUGAUAAGAGUCCCUUGAGAAGAAUUCGAUCAAUUUUCCUGUUUGCUGCACCUUCUUUCAGUAACAAUUCCAAUUUAAAGCUUGGUCAUUUGAAUUUAAUCAGAGUCUUGGACUUGAGUUCAAUGUACUUCUCAAGCUUUCCCCUGCAGAUACUUACUCUCUUUUUGUUGAGGUACCUAUCCUUUUCGACUCGUAAUUCUUUUGGCAUACCUGGAGGACUUUGCAGAUUACUGAAUCUACAAACAUUCAUCGUUCGAGGGCCAGUUAUCUCAUUUAUUAAGUUCCCGGAACUAAUUUGGGAAACAACACAAUUAAGGCACCUGAAACUCAGGAACUUUUAUUUGCCAGAUCCUCCAAGUUCAUCCAUUGAUGGAGAGACGAACUUGUUUUGGCCAAACAUACAGUCUGUUUCGGGCUUGAUUCCUUAUUGUUGCACUAAGAAGAUCCUUUCAAGAUUUCAAAACAUUAAGAAAUUAUGUAUUCGGGGGUACGUGUAUGACUAUGGAGUGCACGAAGAAGAUAUGGACCUCCGUCAUCUUGUUGAUCUGCAUCAGCUAGAAACAUUGAGUGUUAAAGUUGAUCGUUAUCAGGUAAGUCACGGGAGUUCAAGAUUCCAUAAAUCGCCUGUUUUACAUUUUCCAAUAAAGUUGAAGAAGUUAAAACUGGUCGGAACUUGUCUAUCAUGGGAGGAGUUGAACAUCAUAGGGCAAUGGCCUAACCUUGAGGUGUUGAAGCUGAAACCAAAUGCUUGUCAUGGCCUAGAAUGGCGUCCAAUUGAAGGAAGAUUUCCACAGUUGAAGUUUUUGCUAAUUGAAGGUACAAAUCUGAAAUGUUGGAAAGCCACAAAUGAUCAUUUCCCUGCUCUUGAGCAUCUAGUGAUCAGGCAUUGCUUUCAUUUGGAGGAGAUCCCUAUUGAGUUUGCUGAUAUUUACUCGCUACAACUAAUCGAGUUACAGAACUGUACUGCAAAACUCUUGGCUUCUACUGUGCUUAUUCAAGAAGAGCAAGAAUCCCUAGGAAGCAAAGCUGUGGACGUUCGUUCUUACAACGAUCCAGCUGAAUGUGAACUAAGUGGAAGUGAUUCUGAUUCAGACUGAUGUUAGCUAAGGAUUGAAGACU
Messenger RNA from Solanum verrucosum, 2769 nucleotides. RefSeq names its product putative late blight resistance protein homolog R1A-3. Bases 9 to 2747 code for a protein of 912 amino acids. Gene Ontology annotation, biological process: defense response to other organism. Gene Ontology annotation, molecular function: ADP binding. The record is from RefSeq and is a predicted model, not a curated record. NCBI's taxonomy places the organism in Eukaryota, Viridiplantae, Streptophyta, Magnoliopsida, Solanales, Solanaceae. The transcript is spliced from 2 exons.